UCUGCUCCCCUUACCCGCCCCUUGCCUCCUUCCCACCCUCGUUCUCACUACCGACCCCCUCCCCAAAGGCACCUCAAGAACUGAGGCGAUCCACCACCACCACCACCACCAUCACCACCACCCCCUCCUACUGCCAUGUCCAAAAGCUUGAAAAAGAAAAGCCACUGGACUAGCAAAGUCCACGAGAGUGUCAUUGGCCGGAACCCGGAGGGCCAGCUGGGCUUUGAACUGAAAGGGGGCGCCGAGAACGGACAGUUCCCCUACCUGGGGGAGGUGAAGCCGGGCAAGGUGGCCUAUGAGAGCGGCAGCAAGUUGGUGUCCGAGGAGCUGCUGCUGGAGGUGAACGAGACCCCCGUGGCGGGGCUCACCAUCAGGGACGUGCUGGCGGUCAUCAAGCACUGCAAGGACCCUCUCCGGCUCAAGUGUGUGAAGCAAGGAGGAAUUGUGGAUAAGGACCUUCGUCACUACCUCAACUUACGAUUUCAGAAGGGUUCUGUGGACCACGAACUUCAGCAAAUUAUUCGUGACAACCUCUACCUCCGCACAGUGCCAUGCACCACAAGGCCACAUAAGGAGGGCGAGGUCCCUGGAGUGGACUACAUUUUCAUCACAGUUGAAGAUUUUAUGGAAUUGGAGAAAAGUGGUGCUCUCCUAGAAAGUGGGACUUAUGAAGACAAUUACUACGGGACCCCAAAGCCUCCAGCUGAACCAGCACCAUUAUUAUUAAAUGUAACAGACCAGAUACUUCCCGGAGCCACUCCAAGUGCUGAAGGAAAACGGAAGAGAAAUAAAUCAGUGAGCAACAUGGAGAAAGCCAGUAUAGAGCCUCCUGAGGAGGAAGAAGAAGAAAGGCCUGUGGUCAACGGAAAUGGAGUAGUAGUAUCACCAGAGUCCAGCGAGCAUGAAGACAAGAGUGCAGGUGCCUCAGGGGAGAUGCCCUCCCAGCCUUAUCCUGCACCCGUGUAUAGUCAGCCCGAGGAGCUGAAGGAGCAGAUGGAUGAAACAAAGCCAGCAAAACCCGAGGAGCAUGAGGACUCAGAUCCGUUGCCUGACAACUGGGAAAUGGCCUACACAGAGAAGGGCGAAGUCUACUUCAUUGACCAUAACACAAAGACAACAUCAUGGCUGGAUCCACGACUUGCGAAAAAGGCUAAACCUCCAGAAGAGUGCAAAGAAAAUGAGCUUCCGUAUGGCUGGGAAAAAAUCGAUGAUCCCAUAUAUGGCACUUAUUAUGUCGACCACAUAAACAGAAGAACACAGUUUGAAAACCCUGUCCUGGAAGCAAAACGGAAGCUACAGCAGCAUAACAUGCCCCACCCGGAACUUGGAGCAAAGCCUCUGCAGGCCCCGGGGUUCCGAGUAGACAGCUCUUCAUCGACAUUACCUAGGCCCAAAUCCUUCUGUCCCCGCCCUGCCCCGGAGAGGUCACUCAGCGUGAAUGACUUGUCAUACUGUCGGCGCCACCACGGGGGUUGGCCAUGGCCAUUCGAAAAACCACUCUUCACCCGGGAUGCAUCCCAGUUGAAGGGAACAUUUCUCAGCACCACCUUAAAAAAGAGCAACAUGGGGUUUGGAUUUACCAUCAUUGGUGGAGAUGAGCCCGAUGAGUUUCUGCAGGUGAAGAGCGUGAUUCCGGAUGGGCCUGCUGCACAGGAUGGAAAAAUGGAAACAGGUGAUGUCAUUGUCUAUAUUAAUGAAGUGUGUGUCCUUGGACACACUCACGCAGAUGUUGUCAAACUUUUCCAGUCUGUGCCUAUUGGUCAGAGUGUCAACCUGGUCUUGUGUCGUGGCUAUCCUUUGCCCUUUGACCCUGAAGAUCCUGCUAACAGCAUGGUGCCACCCCUUGCAAUAAUGGAAAGGCCACCUCCAGUGAUGGUCAACGGAAGACAUAACUAUGAAACGUAUUUGGAAUACAUCUCUCGGACCUCACAGUCGGUUCCAGAUAUUACAGAUCGGCCACCUCAUUCUUUGCACUCCAUGCCAGCUGAUAGUCAGCUAGAUGGCACGUAUCCACCACCCGUCCACGACGACAAUGUGUCUAUGGCUUCAUCUGGAGCCACCCAAGCUGAACUUAUGACCUUAACCAUUGUGAAAGGUGCCCAGGGUUUUGGCUUCACCAUUGCUGACAGUCCCACGGGACAGCGGGUGAAACAGAUACUUGAUAUCCAGGGAUGCCCUGGCCUGUGUGAAGGGGACCUUAUUGUGGAGAUCAACCAGCAGAAUGUACAGAACCUGAGCCAUACAGAGGUAGUGGAUAUACUGAAGGACUGCCCCAUCGGAAGUGAGACUUCUUUGAUUAUCCAUCGAGGAGGUUUCUUUUCUCCAUGGAAAACUCCAAAGCCUAUAAUGGACCGAUGGGAGAAUCAAGGCAGUCCUCAAACAAGCUUAUCUGCUCCGGCCAUACCGCAGAACCUGCCCUUCCCACCCGCCCUUCACAGGAGUUCCUUUCCUGACUCAACAGAGGCCUUUGACCCACGGAAGCCUGACCCAUAUGAGCUCUACGAGAAAUCUAGAGCCAUUUAUGAAAGUAGGCGUCCAGAUUAUAAGGAAUUGGAUGUUCAUCUUCGAAGGAUGGAGUCUGGAUUUGGCUUCCGCAUCCUCGGGGGAGAUGAGCCUGGACAGCCUAUUUUGAUAGGAGCGGUCAUUGCCAUGGGCUCAGCCGACAGAGAUGGCCGCUUACACCCAGGAGAUGAGCUGGUGUAUGUGGACGGGAUUCCAGUGGCUGGCAAGACCCACCGCUAUGUGAUCGACCUCAUGCACCACGCAGCCCGCAAUGGGCAGGUCAACCUCACUGUGAGAAGAAAGGUGCUCUGUGGAGGGGAGCCCUGCCCAGAGAAUGGAAGGAGUCCAGGCUCUGUAUCAACCCACCACAGCUCUCCACGCAGUGACUACGCAACCUACACCAACAGCAACCAUGCCGCCCCCAGUAGCAAUGCCUCGCCCCCUGAAGGCUUCGCCUCCCACAGCCUGCAGACCAGCGACGUGGUCAUACACCGCAAAGAGAACGAAGGCUUCGGCUUUGUCAUCAUCAGCUCCCUGAACAGGCCUGAGUCCGGAUCCACCAUAACUGUGCCCCAUAAAAUUGGACGCAUCAUUGAUGGGAGUCCUGCAGAUCGCUGUGCAAAACUGAAAGUGGGAGACCGGAUCUUAGCAGUGAACGGCCAGUCCAUCAUCAACAUGCCUCACGCUGACAUCGUGAAGCUCAUCAAGGAUGCAGGCCUUAGUGUCACCCUUCGCAUCAUUCCUCAGGAGGAGCUCAACAGCCCAGCUUCGGCACCCAGCUCAGAGAAGCAGAGUCCCCUGGCCCAGCAGCACAGCCCCUUGGCCCAGCAGAGCCCUCUGGCCCAGCCAAGCCCAGCCACUCCAAACAGCCCUGUCACCCAACCCGCACCACCUCAGCCACUUCAGCUGCAAGGACAUGAAAAUAGUUACAGGUCAGAAGUAAAAGCAAGGCAAGAUGUGAAACCAGACAUACGACAGCCUCCGUUCACAGACUACAGGCAGCCUCCACUGGACUACAGGCAACCCCCAGGCGGGGACUACCAGCAGCCCCCACCAUUGGAUUACAGGCAACCUCCUCUGCUGGACUACAGGCAACACUCCCCUGACACCAGGCAGUACCCUCUGUCAGACUACAGGCAGCCGCAGGAUUUUGAUUACUUCACUGUGGACAUGGAGAAAGGAGCCAAAGGAUUUGGAUUCAGCAUCCGUGGAGGAAGAGAAUACAAAAUGGAUUUGUAUGUGUUGAGAUUGGCAGAGGAUGGACCAGCAAUAAGGAAUGGAAGGAUGAGGGUAGGAGAUCAAAUUAUUGAAAUCAAUGGGGAAAGCACAAGGGACAUGACACAUGCCAGAGCAAUAGAACUCAUCAAAUCUGGAGGAAGACGAGCCAGACUGUUGCUGAAAAGAGGCACAGGACAGGUCCCGGAGUAUGACGAACCCAGCUCCUGGAGUGGUCCCGCUGCCGCCUCCCCAGGCCUGCCGGAAGUAGGCGUCUCCCUGGAAGACAUCCUCGCUCCAUUCUCUCCAUCACAUCCAGCCCCACCCUCCGACCCUUCCCACCAGAUAAGCCCAGACCCAGCUUGGGAUAUCAAAAGGGAACACGACCACGUUAGGAAACCAAAGGAGCUUUCGGCCGGCGGCCAGAAGAAGCAGCGCCUCGGGGAGCAGGGGGAGCGCUCGGCGAGUCCGCAGCGGGCCGCGCGGCCGCGGCUCGAGGAGGCGCCCGGCGGCCAGGGGCGGCCCGAGGCCGGCAGGCCCGCCUCGGAGGCCAGGGCGCCGCCGGGGCCGGCGGUGGAGGGGACGCGGGCGGGCGGGAAGGAAGGGCUCCGCGCUGCACCCGGCCCGGAGCUCGGCCGCCACCGCGACGGCCCCGGGGCUGCGAUCGCGGGCCUGGGCGGCGGCGGCACCGAGCGGCCCGGCGUGCGCGCAGGACCCCGGCCGGGCCCGCGGCCCCCGGGGGUCCCCCCAGCGCGCAAGGCCGCCGUGGCGCCGGGGCCCUGGAAGGUGCCGGGCUCCGACAAGCUGCCUGGCGUCGUCAAGCCCGGCGCCUCGGCCGCCAGAUGA
Dipodomys spectabilis (banner-tailed kangaroo rat) is the source of this 4563-nucleotide messenger RNA. RefSeq names its product membrane associated guanylate kinase, WW and PDZ domain containing 2 (gene Magi2). Gene Ontology annotation, biological process: signal transduction; receptor clustering. Gene Ontology annotation, molecular function: signaling receptor complex adaptor activity; type II activin receptor binding; beta-1 adrenergic receptor binding. Gene Ontology annotation, cellular component: dendrite; cytoplasm. The record is from RefSeq and is a predicted model, not a curated record. Lineage: Eukaryota; Metazoa; Chordata; Mammalia; Rodentia; Heteromyidae. The coding region runs from base 136 to 4563 and encodes 1475 amino acids. The transcript is spliced from 22 exons.